Molecule: messenger RNA, 1401 nt
Organism: Helianthus annuus (common sunflower)
Lineage: Eukaryota; Viridiplantae; Streptophyta; Magnoliopsida; Asterales; Asteraceae
Exons: 3
Coding region: 1-1401 (466 amino acids)
Molecular function (GO): zinc ion binding; nucleic acid binding
Source: RefSeq, a predicted model, not a curated record
AUGAGUUCGAUUGCCAGAGAGAUCCAACCUAUGAUUGAAAGCAAUCCAGACAUGCCAAUUCAGGCAAUCCAAAGUCAACUGCUUCGGAAGCAUCAACUAGAAAUAUCACUACAUAAGGUCUUCAGAGCCAAGAGGAUAGCAACUACGAAGAUUUAUGGUGAUUACCAAGAACAGUAUGGUCUGCUAAGGUCAUACUGUGAUGAACUUCUAAAAGCCAACCCAGGUAGUACAACUAAAAUUGAUGUGGAGCCAUGUGGGAACUCAGCUAGUCCUACAAGGCAGUUUCGAAGGGUCUACUUUUGUUUUGCCUCUAUGAUGAGAGGAUUUAAGAUGAUUGGAAGACCAUUGCUGGGUGUGGAUGGUUGUUUCAUGAAAGGUCCAUUUCCUGGACAGAUCUUGAGUGAUGUUGGUAUUGAUGGGAACAAUAGCAUAUAUCCAGGUCUUAUUCCUGCUAUGCUAGCUGUUUUUCCUAAUAGUGAGCACAAAUUUUGUUUGAGGCACAUCCAUGAGAACAUGAAAUCCAAGUGGCGUGGAGAGCUUUACAAGAAUUUGCUUUGGUCAGCCGGAAGGAAGACAUCUAUUCCAUACUUUAACAAAGCUAUGGAAGAAAUUAAGACAACAGAACGAGCUAUGUAUGACUGGCUGAAUGAGAUCCCAUACAUCGCUUGGUCAAGAGCAUAUUUUUCUGGAAGAGCUAAAUGUGAUAUGUUGCUGAACAACAUAUGUGAGGUUUUUAACAGACAAAUCGUAGGAGCAAGGGACAAGCCGAUUAUCACAUGCCUAGAAUUCAUUCGGGAGUACAUGACCAAGAGGAUAGUGAAUGUCAAGAAAUUGCAAGCAAAGUUUAUGGGGCCACUGACACCUCAUGCCACUGAGGUCUUUGAUGAGAUCAAGAAACAGGCUGUUGAAAUGUCUGUUUUAAUGGUUGAUUCAGACAAGAAGUGGGAUUUGACUGGGAUGCCUUGCAAACAUGCAGUUGCAGCCAUAUGGGAUAUGUCAAGGAAUAACAUUGAUGCUGACAUACCAGAAGAAUGGGUGGAUGAUGUGUAUUGGCUGUCAACAUGGAAGAAAGUCUAUGACAAUGUCAUAGAGCCAAUCAACGGGCCGGAGAUGUGGACUCCUUCAGAGUGUCCAACAACACUUAUCCCACCAAAGCAUCAUACACAAGUUGGAAGGCCAAAGAAGAAAAGAAAGAAGGCAUUUGGUGAAAAGGAUCUUGAGAAGGAUUUCCACAAAGGAGGUAAAAUGACCAGAAAGGGAACUAGCAUCAAGUGUGGUAAAUGUGGGAACACGGGUCACAAUGUCAGGAGCUGCAAAGGACAAGGGGGUGAACAAUCCACUGCUUCACAGGAAUCACACACUGCCACUCAAGGUGCACCAGUUUACAAUCUUGAUGAAUGA